CCCCCUCGGUCCUCCUCCCCGCUCCUCCCUCCUCCUCCUCCUCCGGUCGGCCGGCCACAUUCCCCGCUACCUUUCACCCCUGAGAAACCCCGAUCUGACGGCGAAGCAGCGCGGACAAACCCCGGGACAACAUGGCUUCAGGUGUGACAGUGAACGAUGAGGUCAUCAGGGUGUUCAACGACAUGAAGGUGAGGAAGUCGUCGACCCAGGACGAGGUGAAGAAGAGGAAGAAGGCGGUGCUGUUCUGCCUGAGCGAGGACCGGAAGAAGAUCAUCGUGGAGGAGGGGAAGCAGAUCCUGGUGGGCGACAUCGGAGAGACCGUCGACGACCCGUACUGCAGCUUCGUCAAGCUCCUCCCCCUCAACGACUGCAGAUACGGCCUCUACGACGCCACCUACGAGACCAAGGAGUCCAAGAAGGAAGACCUGGUCUUCAUCUUCUGGGCUCCAGAUGGCGCUCCGCUGAAGAGCAAGAUGAUCUACGCCAGCUCUAAAGAUGCCAUCAAAAAGAAGUUUACAGGUAUCAAACACGAGUGGCAGGUGAACGGGCUGGACGACAUCCAGGACCGCAGCACGCUGGCUGAGAAGCUGGGCGGGAACGUGGUGGUGUCUCUGGAGGGCAAACCGCUGUGAUGUCACGGCGGCGAGCCGAGCGGAGCCAAGCCAACCGCCGUGCCAUCCGGACCGAAGCACCUGACCCCACCUGAACACCGCCGCUUCACCCAGCAGCUUGCUCUGUCUGUAUCAUGUCCUGAAGGAGUUAGCGUCUUUAGGCCUCUCUGUUUUCUUUUUGUUUUUGUUCUUUUUGCUUUUUUCCAACAUGAAGGAGAUCUCAUUAACAUAAUGAUAUGCAAACCCCGCCCACUCUGUUGCCACAUGACUCUGUUCACCUGGCAGAAACACCACCAACCGACUCACUACAAACCCCAGGAAGGUUGUCUCUCUCACAGCCAGAGUUUUGCCAAAAAGUCGAUGUGAAGGAAGCAGCCUCGGUGUCGGAGGCGAGCUGCGAAGCUCCGCCUCCCGUAGCGCACGGGUCGCACUCAUGACGCUUUUUACAUAUGACUUUAUUUAUUAUUGUAAACUGUUGUUUCUUCUCCAGUAUGUUCCCCGCAGGCAGACACAUUGUUAGACUAUGCAUCGAGACGAGAAGACGAUUAUCAGCCAGCACUUUUUGUUCAAACACUACAGGUUGAGACAGACAAGAUCCCGACGCUCAGUUCUCUGUAUUCACGUCACCGAGCUAACGUUUGUUUACCUCAGUUUUCAUUCCUGUCGGACUCACUGUCAUUCUAGCUGUUUGGUUGUCGCCUUACUUUCAGUUUGAAUGUAACGUCACACCAGAGUUAGUUAGAGUGCACCUUUAUUUUGUAAAGAAACACUACAGCGAGCAGAUUUGACCCCAGCAGUGAGAGAAGACCCCACAACAACAACAACAACAACAACAACUAGAACACGACGACAUCUGGAGCCUUAAAGUGGAACGUUGUUUCUGAGAUCACAGGAAGCCACUUUGCAAUAAAAGCCUGUGGCAGAUCUGA
Messenger RNA from Stegastes partitus (bicolor damselfish), 1540 nucleotides. RefSeq names its product cofilin 2 (muscle) (gene cfl2). The transcript has 4 exons. Gene Ontology annotation, cellular component: actin cytoskeleton. Gene Ontology annotation, biological process: actin filament depolymerization. Gene Ontology annotation, molecular function: actin binding. The coding region runs from base 132 to 632 and encodes 166 amino acids. The record is from RefSeq and is a predicted model, not a curated record. Lineage: Eukaryota; Metazoa; Chordata; Actinopteri; Pomacentridae.